Messenger RNA from Hibiscus syriacus, 1624 nucleotides. RefSeq names its product WEB family protein At2g40480-like. The coding region runs from base 46 to 1557 and encodes 503 amino acids. The transcript is spliced from 4 exons. The record is from RefSeq and is a predicted model, not a curated record. NCBI's taxonomy places the organism in Eukaryota, Viridiplantae, Streptophyta, Magnoliopsida, Malvales, Malvaceae.
UUUACAUUAGUAUUCGUUCUUCAAGCUUACUUGUGUACAUAUGCAAUGGCAGCAGAGCCUCAAGGCUCCCCCAUGGAAGGGGUUCCGGGUACACCAGGAAUCCGGGAGGUGAGACCCGAGUCCGGCUAUGAGAAUUUUGGGUUUUGCACCGAUUCAAGCAGGGACUCAAAUAGCGGAAUACGGAGGGUUAAUUUGAGAGCAGAGAUCGACACCUCACCGCCUUUCGGAUCGGUUAAGGAGGCAGUAACCCGGUUUGGUGGCAGCGGAACUUGGGUGCCGUUGUACAAGUUUGGAGAGGCAUAUAACGGGAUUGAAGAGUUUGACAUAAAGAAAGUGGAAGAACAAGCAGCGGAAUUGGAGAAAGAUCUGAUCGUGAAAGAAUUGCAGACUCUGGAUGUGCUUGAAGAACUUGGAACCACAAAGAAGAUUGUGGAAGAUUUAAAGAGACAGCUCCAGAAUGAAGCAUUCAAAUGCAUUGCCACUCCUACUUCAGAUGAACAGAACAUGCCAUGUCCUGCUAUCAAAGAAAUGAACAAGGAACACUGCCAACAGAUCCGGAUCGGGAGCUCGAACCCCUGCCCGCUUUCGUCUCCCGAUUUGAUCUUGAUGGAGUUGAAACAAGCCAAACUGAACCUUGGGGUGAAGGUGAAACCACAGAUUGACAACGAUUCGAAAACUGAAGUUUCAAGAUCAAAGUCAGUGCCAGGGAUUGAACACAAUAGGCCCUACAGAAAAACUGCUGAAUUGAGGUGGAUUGCAGCCAAGAAGAUGGAGGAAGCUGCCAGGGCAGCCCAGGAACUUGCUCUAAUCGAAAGGAAUGCCCUUACUGGAAUGAAGGGUUUCUCAAGCAAUGACAAUUCAUCAGGAUUUUCCCUGCCGGAACCGCUGCCUCAAAACUUGAAAGUGAUAAGGGCUGAAGAGGUUUCUAACAGGAAAGUAAUCCACGCAAUGCACAAAUUUGCAGAGGCAAAUAUCUCCAAACUGUCAAUCCUGAGGAAGGUGGAAGAAGCUUCAGAAGAAGUUAAACAUAGUAAACAAGCAUUGGAAGAGGCUCUUAACAGAGUCGAAAUCGCAAACAGAAAGCAACUCGAAGCUGUAGAAGCUCUAAGGAGAUGGAUUCCCAAAGAAGAGAAAAAACAGGUAAUAUAUAAUGCCACAAGGAUCAACCAUUUCCAUCCAUCACAGCAUCAACAUCACUGUAUUCCUCGAUCACCGUUACAUGAACUGAUGAACAAGAAAAACCCAACGAUGGAUGAUGAGCCAAAGCCUGUUUUAAAGCCAACAGUUUCAAUGAGGGAUAUUCUGAGUAGGAAACAGCACGUUACUCCUGAAGAGUGUGUGGUGAAAAGGCCUAAUGAAGGGCACAAUACAGAAAGGCAAAGGGUAGCUUUGAGUCAAAUGCUUAAUGAACUAAGGGAAGAUCUGACAUUUCCUCAAGUACCUGAUCAUCAAAAAGAACAUGGAGAUGAUCAAAAGCAGUACUUAACCCAGAGGAGAAAGUUUGGGUUCAUCCACAUAUCUCUUCCAAUGGCAAAGCAAAUCAAGAAGAAACCAUGAGCUUUAAACCAGAAAAACAGGACAAAUUUUAUGACCAUAUUAGAAGAAACAUUGGAAAACCGUCUGU